Parasteatoda tepidariorum (common house spider) is the source of this 1192-nucleotide messenger RNA. The record is from RefSeq and is a predicted model, not a curated record. Lineage: Eukaryota; Metazoa; Arthropoda; Arachnida; Araneae; Theridiidae.
GUGAUGGUGUUUAUUGCGACUUGAUUAUUGGAAAUAAUAUUAUACCUCCACUCCAAGCACUACUGACACCAGAUAUUUCACCACUGUUGCGACGUAAUAUUACAGGGAUUUUUUUAAACAUUUGUAUUAAUAUGCCUCCUCCAUUUGACGCUAUCAUGAUGGUCCUACCAAGUCUUGCUGAGCUGAUAAAUGACAAUGAUCAAGAAGUGGUCAGAGACUCUCUCUGCACUAUAUCAUGUCUGACUGAAGGCAGCAACAGGGAGCGUCAGGAAGUAGUAAAUGUGGGUAUUCUCCCACGCCUUUGUGAGCUUCUAAAGUGGAGAGAAGUUUCUAUUCUUCUACCAGCACUCAGUGCAGUUGGGAAUAUUAUAUGUCUAGAUGAUGAACAUGCUGAAACAGUAAUCAAUGUGGGUGCUCUUCAGACUUUGCUUAGACAUCCCGACAAUAGUAUUGUGGAGGAAGCUUGUUCGGUUAUCUUCAAUACUGCAGGUACGCCUACUCAAAUCCAAGCUCUUAUUGAUGAUGGACUUGUGGAUCUUGUCAUUGAUGUUCUUCGUAAGGAUGAUUAUGAAAGCCAAAAUAAAGCUAUCUGGGCUGUUAAAAGUGAAGCCAUCUGGGUCAUUAAAAGUAUCACAUCAGGUGGUACAAUAGAACAGAUUAUAUUUUUAAUCAAUGCUGGUGUCAUCCCACCUGUUUGUAACCUUCUUGUGGUUGAGGAUUCAAAAAUUCUAACUGUUGCUUUGGAUGCUUUAGCUAAUAUUCUAAAUGCUGCUAUCAAAAAUGGUACAACAAAAAGUGUCUGCUGCGAUUUAGAACAAUAUGGAGGCUUGGACAGGAUUAAAAAUUUAAUAAAACAUGAAGAAUCAGAAGUGUAUAAAUCAGCAUUUACGAUUAUAGGAAUGGCAUACUUUGCAGGAGAGAUACAUUAGCCACAACAAUCCUGUUUUAUUCAAGAAAGUAUUCAAUCGAGUACAGUUCUGAAAGAAAAGAGCACAGCAAUGUUGUUAUUCUGAUUUUGAAUGAAAUCAACGUAACAAUUUUGUUUUCCUUAAGUGACUCAUCAUCGCUUUUUGUAAAAUGUAAUAUUGAUAUAACACUUUGUAAUAUUGAAAUGAUAUGAUAAUUCUAAAUGAUUGAAUUAGAUGAAUGUAUUUGGCUAGUUUAAUAAAAUUUUUUCUGUCAUUGUUUAAAA